CGCGGCGCUGUUCACCGUCACCCCCACCAUCGCGACGGGGAACGGGAUGGAUGCUGGCACACCCCUCAUCGCGGGUGGAGGAGCUCGCUCUCUCAUAGCCAAGCUCCAGCUGAACAGUCCCAGUAGAUAGGGUAGGGUAGGCGGUCGACAGUGAAGGGGGACAGACUGGAGAAAGAAACGAGAGAGACAAGUGACCAACAGACCUGGAAGACACCGACGGAGUCUACCUAGGGCAGAGAAGAGCGAAGUUCAGGAGGAGGAAUGGCGUCUCAACGAAACCAAGGAAGUCAGCAUAGACACCGACCACCGGGACCACCUGACCCGAGGAGUGAGGAUGACAGGGUGCGUGACUCAGUAGGGCGCUGCUACGAUGAGGGCAUCUGCCCGGAGGACCUUGAUAUUGGUGAAGUGGUCGAAGACGAGAACGACAGAAGAUUUGUAGUCAACAGCGCAGUGGGUGAGAUAAAGAAGCAGUGGUUAAAAGAGCGUACGGUAAUCCUGAUCUUUCAAGAGGAGGCAAAGAAACUAUCUAGAUCAGUGAAAGAGGACCUAGUGAGGGCCUAUGAAGAUGGAUGGUUAGCGGAGGAACGGUUUCAUCCAGACGUUCGAAAAGGAAGAGUAAGUUUUGAAGGUGCCAACGUUGUCUCAUACGUGGCGAAUGCCAAAGAAGUGGCACAGUGGUUGAUAAGGCAGGGCGAAAUAAAGCUCAGAUUGGCGGACGAAGAAUACACAACGGUAUGUAAACCGUGGAUGACCCGGAAUGAACUUAAAGAAAUUCGCCUGCAAGAGGCGGCAACAAAUUUCUGGAUUAUUGCACUACGCGUCCCGCUAGAGGCCUACUAUUACCUUUGGAGUGCAGUCAGCAACCUGUUUGGUGAGGUGAGGAAUAUGCAUCCGCCAGAGUUCGAUCGCUCUCGACCGAAAUUGAUGAAUGUUAAGCUCGAUAUGGACCCGGAGUCGCGCUACGAUAUAGAAGAUGAAUUGGUAAUUCAAGGCCCAGCGGGGGAAAGGGGGAAGGUGGAAAUUGCAACACCGUAUACAGACUGGUGUCGGCGUUGCCGUUGGUAUUUUCAUACAGAAGAGAAUUGCCCGCGGAGUCGCCAGGACGACGGCCGAAGGAGGGAGGGCCCUUCAAGACCAGGUGGGCACAGAGAGCGGUUUAUGCAAUUCAUAAUCAAUCAGCCAAGGAGGGCCGAAGCAGAGGCAGGAGGAGGAAGGGGGGAACGGCAGGAGGAACCUCAAAGGACGCAGCCAGAGUUCAACACUGUGGAACAGCAGGGGCGGGAGAGAUGGGCACCAGGUCUGGAGGCAAAUGGCGAGAGAAAAGUUGAUCUCAGGGGAAUGGGCGAAGUGCCCCCCUGGAGGAGCAGUAGAGCAGAAGCUGGGUUCAGGGAUAUGCGAGGAGAUUCAAUGGAUCAAAGGACAAGGACGGAGUGGGAUGGCAGGCCAGGCGGAUGGCAGCUGCCAGAAGGAGGAGGUGCUGGCUUGAACCCGGAAGGAGUGUUUAGAGAAGUCUGGCAAAAUAUGCAGCGUACCCAAGAUCUGCAUUUCCACGGAAUGGAACACCCAACGGACCAUACGGGCUUUCAAUACCCCCCCAGGGGCGGAACUCACGUGCAAGGGAUCGUGCACCCAGCAUACCCCCAAGCACAUUACCCAGACAGGAUACUAGAAUGGCGGAGCUCGAUCCCUCAAGGCCCAGAGAGAAGGCCGGAAGCGCAAGCGCUUUUUUUUGGUGGGUGUACUAACGAAAGGCAAGGAGCAAAUGAGAUGGGAAUGAGGCGCAGAGGAGGGGCCUGGAGGACAUGGAGGGAGGAGGAGCCGAGAGACAUGGGUGAGGCAACUUGGAGAGAGAGAUCGGCGAUUGCCGGGGAUCAUGUGGAGAGCGGAGAUCGCCGCCAACGGUCGGAGCAGACACGAGGACUCCGUGGGGAAGCCUCGCACAGGGAAGGAAGACAAGGCUCAAGGAGGCCAGAAGGCAUACCUGAGGAGGAACCGGGACCAAACCUGUCCAGGACACCGGCCUCCUCUCACUCCAGAGUGAGGAUGGGUAGCGAAUGGUUGGGUCCGGAGGGGACAGGAGAGGAAAGGAGAGACUCAAGAUCAGUGGCUGACAUGGAGCGCUCCUCCUGUGAGAGCUCUGCACAAUCCAAGAAGCAAGGCCCAACAGGAGACGAGGGCAGUGGCAGACGGACAACGGUCAGAGACCGAAGGGAGAUGACAACGCAAAAGGAUCAAGUGGAAGUGGCAAAACGGCGGCUGGUACCCCUACUAUGCACCAUGGCAAACAAUGGUAUUUAUUUAUUGGCAGUGGCAGACAAUGAUGGCCAGCCAUUGAUACCCUCAGUCGAAAUUGACAAGUCACCAACAGUCGCCAUGAUUAUGGAGAUGACAAGGGUCCUAUACGGCAACCAUGUACCGACACGAAUCAUUCCGAAGUCCUCGAUGGUCAGCAUCUUUUGUGACACUCCAGAAGGCUACUUCAAAGUUUACUUUCCGUUGUUGGACGCCCGAAUCCCUCCCGAAACAGCGGAGCUUCUGACGCAGUCGGGAAUAAGGUGGUAUCGAAUGGAUGUCAUCCGAGAGAGGAACCUGCAAACACUGGAAGGAAUCAGAAUUGCUCCGGGGAUUAAUGGCGAUAUCCUCCUAAAAGUGAGUGAAAAGUUGGAGGAAGAUGAGGGUCUACAAUCGGCAUUUAUGACAGGACGUGAGGGCUCUGUUGGAAGUCACGGAGGAACUCUCAAUUGUGGACCCAUUCAGAAUCCUGAGACCAGAGGACUCAGGAUACACUUGGACGUCACACAUCCACAGGAACAGACAGGUCGUGACUCGAAGAAGACUGGACUACUUGUAAGCGAAGGAGUGAUGGAGGGAGUAACGUCGGUGUACCAAGUGGGCAACCCCAUGUCGGACCACAAACCGGUAGUGGCCAACAUCAAACUGCGUACCGGUUUGGAACGAGGGAGCGGUUUCUUCAGACUGAACUCACGCAAUCUGAAAGAACCUGGCCUGAUAGAGUGGGUUCAGCGACAUAUGACAGCCUGCGAAACAGCCAGGGAGCACUUUGGCUCCACUGCAGAAUGGGUAGACAGUGGAAUAGGCAUUAUCUCCAAGGUUAUGGAUGUGAGUUCAAGAAUUCUGGCCAGAUCAAGGAACAAGAAGGAAGCAGAAUGCAGGAGAAGAGUGGAAGAGGCGGAGGAAAAGAUGGAGGGACAUCCUAUCACAGUAUUAGCCUGGGCAGCAGAGAGGGAAAAGAGGAUGGCAGAGUGGGAAAAGCUACAAGUUGAGAAAGAGAAGUGGCGGAAGGAGGUACUGGAGGAAAAGGGAAUUGUGACGCAUGACAAAAUGACAAGAGAGACUUUCCAAAAGUUGCAGCCCAGGAGGACCCACCUGCAGAUGGUAGAGCUAAGACACCCGGCGGAUGCUAUGGCUCCGAGAGCGACCACAGCAUCAGGAAUGUUGGAGUAUGCGAAAAUAUUCUAUGAGGAUAUCCUGACCACAAGAAGGCCUCAAGAUGACACCAACACGGACCUCACUCUAGUAUCUGAUAUGUGGAACGACACAGGAGUCAGACUUUCAACCCAGGCAAGGCUGGACUUGGACAGACCGGUAACAGUGGAAGAAACGAAACAGACACUGCGCAACAUGGCCAGGGGGAAGUCUCCAGGAGCUGACGGUUUGACAGUAGAGUUCUACACCAAGAGCUGGUCCUGGGUGGGCCCGAUCCUAGUGGCACUGUUCAACGAGGUCCUGGACGGUGGGAAGCUUGGCUCUCACAUGACCUUUGGCAUCAUCACUCUACUGUUCAAAAAGGGAGACAAGGCGGAGGUCAAAAACUGGAGACCUAUCUCCCUGUUGAACGUGUCUUACAAAAUCCUGGCGAAAACUCUCGCAAGGAGACUAGCCAGGUACUUACCGGAUCUGGUGGGAGAGGACCAAGGCGCGUUUGUCCAAGGACGUUCAAUCUUCAACAACAUUGUCACGGCGAUCGAAGUUCUAGAGAUAGUACAAUCGGAGAAUCUGGAUAUGGCGGUACUCCUUCUCGAUCUGGAGAAGGCCUACGAUAAAGUAGGCUGGACCUUCGUCCUAACGACGUUAAGACAUAUGGGCUUUGGUCGUGGGUUUUGCAGCUGGGUCACCGCAAUGUACACGUUCUCUACCUCUUCGGUCGUGGUCAACGGUCACAUAUCAGCUCCAUUCAGACUAACAAGGUCAUUAAGGCAAGGAUGUCCGCUGGCACCGCUUCUCUUCGUCCUACAGAUGGAAGUGCUGCUGAAUCGGAUCAGAAGACAUCCCGACAUCAGAGGGCUGCAGCUCCACAAUCGCAAGGAUUGCACUGUCAAGGCACUUGCGGAUGACUUACUCGCAGUCUGUGAAAACACAGUGGAAACACUGGUGGCUCUCAAAGACACAAUAAGGGAGUAUUCGGAACUGUCGGAAGCAUCGGUAAAUUGGGGCAAGUCAACCUUUUUACUGCCAAAAAGUUACGCACUGAAGGUGGAAUGGGGAAUGAGAAGGGUGGAAGAGGGAGAGGAGGAAAGGUUCCUCGGGGUUUUGAUCAGUCUGCACAUACAGGAAUCAACCCAGGGGUUGCUGCUUCAGCAGAGAAUCGCUGCUAGACUGAACCUGUGGGGCAGAACCUGGCAUUUGUCCAUUGUGGGCAGAGCCUUGGUGGCUAACGCAGCGCUGCUCACAAUUCUGUGGUUCGUAAGCCAGAACGGAACCCCCUUUGUGGCGGACGGCUCGGCAGCAACCUUUGGGUUAGCAUGGGUGCGGAAGGGAGUCUCAAGAAUACGGGACCUUUGGUCACAACUACUAGGCAGUUGGGAGCCACUGGCAAAGAUCAAAAGGAAACUGAGUGGCCUACACAAGGUGGAAGAGAACUGGAUUGCGUUGAUUCGGGCCAUACCACAGGAAUGGGUGCAGCUAUUAGGACCUGAAGGGAUUGAUCCCCCAGGCACUUGGUACAUAGCGGCGCAGGAAGAAGAGCCAGGAGUGGUGUGGAAGGUGGAGGAGGUCGAACCGAGCGGGUUCAGAAGGGUGGAGAAGUGGAAGGCAGCAGAGCACACGAAUACCUUGGAAAGAAUUGGAGAAGGAAGAAUCAUGGGGUGGGCCAACCCUCCCCAGAUUCGUGUGGUUUCUUCAGAAGGGACGGACCGGAGAACCAGAAUCCUGACAUGGAUAGGCAGAACACCACUAAGGGAGCUGAACAUCGAUCCGGUGGCAUGGUUCAACAGAUUGUGGGAGACGUUGAAGUCUUUGCCAAACGGCAAGCAAGUCAGUAUACUGUGGCUGUUAUCGUUACUAGUUGCCCCUUCUGCAGUUUGGUUGGUGAGCAGGGGUAUGGAGGUUGAUCUUCGAUGCAGACGCUGCAACUGGCCGUUUGAAUCCACCAGGCACCUGUGGUGGGAAUGCCCGGCGUCAAAACGGAUUUGGAAGUGGUGGGAGUACCACUGGAGGACAAUUGGAGGACAAGGGGUUGUCUGGGAUGAAAGGUGGGUUCUGCUGGGUUUUCUAAAGGAGGAAGUCAGCACAAAGAGCGGCUGGGGGUACAUUGCUCAUGUGAUCAGAGGAAUCCUCUGUGAAGUAAUUUGGUCAAACCGCAACAGGGCAAGAUUUGAGGGCAGACCAUUGUCUGACGUGGAACUGAAAGCGAGAAUUAAGCAUGGGGUGAAACAGGCAAUCUCCGUGGACUGGCGAAGGACUGUGCGCCAGGGAAGAAGUGGUCGAAGACAGAAGAACUGGUUUCUGAACACAUGGGCUAGAGGGAACAAACUAGCUGCGGUUCAUGCUACCAAGGGGUUGGUCAUUUCGCAGUGGAUCCAAGAGAAGCAACUCAACAACGACCUGAGAAGGCGGACAGGUGUAGAUAGUUACGAAAAUUAGCAGGGACCAGGGCACUCGGUCCCGGGUAAGACCACUGUGGGCUGUUAGGAGAGCGCCGCUCGUAGUUGGACGCAGUCCUCUGGGCCGCGGUAGUCCCAGAAGUAGGCCAAGGUCAGAACGCAGUUGAAAAGGGCAGUCUUUGUAAGACGGACUUUGAACGACAGUGCAGAAGACAGUGGAAGGAUUUUACAUGGGCUGUGUACUCAAACAGGUACUAAUCCGGAGAGUUCUAAAUAACAGCAGGUCAACCUCGGGUUGAGUAGAGGAGGGACCUUCAGGCUAAGCCUGCAAGCUAAGCUGACUGAUGCUGUCAGAUACCAUCCGGGUUGAAUUGUGAGGUCCCCGGCCUCAAGAGUUGCUUUUUGGUAAUGAAAGAAUGAUUUGUUU
Molecule: messenger RNA, 6273 nt
Organism: Chara braunii
Lineage: Eukaryota; Viridiplantae; Streptophyta; Charophyceae; Charales; Characeae
Source: the annotation of a GenBank genome assembly